GCACAACUUUAUAAUUGGACUGGCACGACAACUCUCACUUUGCUUCUGUCCCUGUCGUGAUCAGGUCCUUGAUGUAGCUUUGAGAGAUUUAGCUCCGAACCGCGAAGCGAUGUAUCGCCACCUACUUCUGUUUUGUUCUAGUAGUCUUCAUUCCACGGCGUUGCAAAUUUGCCUUGUCGUCCUGCGUUGUUCUACAAUAUUGGUCUUACUUUCAAGCGAAACAAGUUUUUGCACAGCUAAGGCAGAACAAAGUUCAUCAAACCACGAGGAUGCUGGACGACUAUCAUCUGCAUCCGAGCAGUAUGAAUCGCCUUACUGGCGGCAUCUGCCCCAGCCGCAGCCGAAUGAGUUGGGUGACCUGCAGAACAAGGAUCACACGGCGCUGCGGAACCCGAUCCGCGAAGAGACGGAAAGGUUCCGUAAGGAGUGGCAAACGCCUAUGGAGUACCUGAAAGAAGCGCACACCAACUUUCUCACGUAUCCGAACUUCUUCUGCUUCCCGCCCGGAAGCGAGUACUCCUUUUUUCGCUGCUGUCUUCCCAAACUCGCAACGCGGGACUGUUGGGGCCGCAAGUUGCAUUUCGGGUCUGUGAACCCUUUCAACUUCUACCGCGGAAAUAAAGCCUUUGGUCGUCGACGAGAACACGUCGCAGAUGAACCGAAACACGAGGAAGCGACCGCUGAUGUUGAGAGAGACACCAGGUCGCCGCGACGCCCUUCGUCGCGACACGCCGUGAGGCACGAGGAUCAGCUUACUGCCGAGGGCGAUCGCGGAGUUCUUCCCGACGAGAAAGAUUCCGGCCGUGCGUGGGUAGAAAAAGCGGUGCACGAAGAUGCCAAGAGGGAGCUUCUGGACGCGGUCAGUGAUUUUCUUCAUGCGGAUAUCCUCCUAGGUAAAAACGUCCCGACGCCGGUACUGUUGUAGUGCAAUAGAGCAAGGUGGAAAUCCACAUGGCAAAGCUAUCUGCUCAUCCUGUUUGGAGCAGUAUAAAUGGCAAAACGCGUCUGGAAAUACUUGUUGUGCGGACGUGCAUGACCAAUACAAAUGUUCCUGUGGUGAUGCAAAUGUGCGUGACAACAAGGCCGGCGUCGGGACGCUCUUACGCAGGAUGGCGGUCGAGGAGGACGGGCCUCUGCACGCUCCUGGGGACGACCACGAGCACCGCCAUUUAAAACCGAAAAAAUCGUAUGUCUACCAGCGCAUUUUUCGGCACUUGGAGCGCAGGCUGCUGCCGCAGCUGCGGCGCGGCGGUCCUUCCGAGAAGAUUCCGGAGUCGCGUGACGAGAUCAAUGUGGACGACAUUGUCGCGUAUUUCAACCAAACGGACCAGGAUGUGCAGAAUUUCCUGGCGGACGGGGGUCUCAAGCGGGUAAAACAGCGUCGGUUUGAGGUGACACGAGACAACGAAAAACUGAUCCACCGACUAGAGGGUAUGUUCGGCCUGAACGUCCACGACACGGCAGCAGUACCCCUGGCGUUCGAAUGGAGAGAGCACGACGGGCACCUCUUGCGCACGACCAUCCUGGAACGAUUGAAGAACGGAGGUAAAAUGGCCCAAGAUAUCAAAGUGAAAUCUCAAAUAUGUAAAGUGCCCCUACUUCUACUCCUGGUACUGCCGUAGAGUAGCGGGCUGUUCUUUGUGAUGCAAUGAUUUUGAACAACCGAGGCGUGACAGGAGGUGCAAUUAUAAAUAUGUCGCGGCACAUUUCAUUGUUCGUAUAUACCUACGACGGCAAGCUAGCACCUGCACUGUGAGCUAGUACCAUUUUGUCGCGCUAGCACCUGCACUUGCACGACGCGCGUGUGCUGCAUUCCUAUGCCGCUCAUCUAGAGAAUGAGCAUGAGAGAGAUGCAUCUUUGCUGUGUGUAAACUUCUAGCAACGUCGCGCGCGACAAAUAAAGCGUUUGCGCCAUCUCAAUCUGGUUCGAGCUGCUGCGCAAUACAGAUUUAAGUCGGGUGAGGGCGGGGCAUUGUUUACGGUUUGUUGAUGCAUACUCGAGGAGAUUGGUGGAGAAAGUCGUGACCCCAAGAACGGGGCGGGCACCAGGACGGACCAGGGGUACAGCAGCACUCGGGAAGCGUCGGCGACUGCGGCUACUGCUGAUAUCCUGCGCACCUCCCCAGAUCUCUGUUGUCACCACACGCAGCAAGACGAGACGAGCUUGACGAAAUGGCAGCGGCCCCUGCUGAAACUGCGGACGAAAGCGAGCCUGUUCGAGUGCCUCUCGGCCCUGGCCGAUUUCCACGUACGAACCCUCGCGGUGUCGUUCGCGCAGCGGAACGAUUUUAUCGGCCCCUACCUGAACGGGUUCAGUUUGGGCUUUUACCAAGACAUCCAGAAGCAGUGUGAGCAUUGGUACAUCCUCGACAAAGCGGCCCUCUAUGCCGCCAGUGAGGCUUCCUAUCUGCGAAGAGUUUAUAACUUGGCCGACGUUGGUCAGCUUCGUUCUGUGGAUGAAAAAGACAGUGCAGCGAGCGCCUCACAGUCUGAGGAUCGUAAUGAAAUAAUAGAUGCGGAAACGAGAAACAACUUGCGGGACAAAGAGACUACAGAUCUUCAACCCCUCUCCACGACUGCGGGGGUGCGAAAGCCCUUCGGCGUCGUGUCGUCGUGCGUCGAGUCCACGCUGCAGCACUAUCCAGUCGAAAAAAAACUAUGUCGCUGUCUGGAAAGAGUGGAACUUGUGAUGCUCGGUUCCGCCAGUUCUUCCAGAAAAGCUUGUUGUAAUGCAUGCAUGACUAGCACAAGCACUAGCUGCAAAACCUGACGUGUGCGUUUUUGGCAACCGUGAGAUAUGAUUUUUUCUCACGCCAAAUAGGCAUUGCAAAAUUGUUGCAGAACUUGUGCUCAUGUUGCUGCGCCCUGCAAUGAAUCCAGACCGUCUGUUGGGCCACAUAAAACCUGCGUGACAAAGUCCGACUGGACUCUUGCAGACCCGGACGUAUUUGCAAAUGGAUAAGCACUGCUCUUUGACAAUGAGCUUUUGGCAGUGCUACACCAUGUUGCACGCCCACAACACAGAACUGUUCUACGAGGCCGCCUAUGAUUACGACUUGCACCUGCACGAGGUGACCUGUCUGCGCGGGGCGAAUCUUGACGCGGAAGCCUCCUUACGCGGCCUAUGCAUCAUGGGAAACAUGUCGCACUUGUGAUAAAUUUUGCGCGGCCACAAAUUUUUUCAACAGCAAAAAAUGCAGUUUUUCAUGGUGAGUCAGAUAGUAAGUCCCAGUUAUUUUUGCUCCUGAAAAAAGUAGAGAUGCAUGGUCGCGAUGAUAAUCACGAGUACGCCAUAAUUUUUCCCGAGGAUCCGACAACCAGGGCGACCCGGAUUCUCCACUCCAGGCAGACGGUGCCCAUGGUGACGAGGACGGUGCUGGCAGUACGUCAGAGAGUGGACCGCCCGGGGAGGCGGCGUGGGACGGCAAGAGCGGAAGCGCCGCCGAUUCGUCGCACACAACAAGAAGUACUCUCGUCCUAAAACACCAAGGCGCCCACCCGCCUGCGCAACCCGAAGAUCCGCACGCUUGCAUUCGCAACUCCCCCUUGUGCCGGCUCGUGUUCGACGGGCUCGUAUCGCGGUGGCGCGCGAAGCCCCGGGCGGUGCUUCAUGCGUUCGGGCAGUACGAGUGGGUGCUUGCGUAUUUCACAAGAAAACAUUGCUAGUGUAACUUUUUGUAGUUGAUGCAGAGGACCCCCGACGAUGCAAGACACCUACAGUUCUUGUCAUUCUGAAAAAGCGUCAUAGGCUAAGUAGUUUCGUACGUUUACGUGGUUUCGCGUAGUACUUGCGCAUGAUGUUUUCUCUGUCAUGCCAGGAAGAUUUGUGACGCUGUUCCGCCAACAAGGUUACACCGACAAUCUUUUCGUGCUUGGAUAUUGCGGUAGACGCCGCCGACACCAGCAUCGGGCCCGGUUGCUUCUUGCGCAACUUGGAGGAAAUCUUCCACAAUCCGCAGGUCAUUCCGGAGGAGGCCGAGGUGGUUGUGAAGGACCCCUCGAACCAGGAGGACAGCAACGGCGGGGUAUUCGCGUUCAAGGGUCGGUCGAGGUUUGGGAAACUGUUCGUAGACUUGAUCAUAUGAACUGCAAAAGUAUCGUACUCGUAUAAAUGCAUUACAAAUUUACUCAGCAUGAGAGAUAAAAUUUGUAGUGCUGAUUUACCUUAAGAAAAAGAUUUGUAAUGCAUGAUUGCAAUACGAGUGCGAUACUUUUGCACAGGAUUGAUCAACGACAAGGACAACUGGCCUGGGGAGCUCAUUGUAGGAAAAGAACAUACUCCUGUCAUCUUUACUGUGGUGGUGAUUUUUUUUUGAGUAGCAUCUUCACAUGUUGGAAAAAAAAAAAUCUCAAGGAAAUUCUACCGACGGCCUAAGGAGAUUCUCCCUCAAGGAGAUUCCCCCCUAUAAAAUUUGAACUAUGAGCUGGCGCCAUUCUUCAUCCUUAUAGCAUAGAAAGAUAUAGCGGACAAGACGAGCGCUGGCGCUCGUGCAAGAUGAAGGGAUGAGCGUGGGCCAGACUACGCGUGCGCCGACCGUUGCCACCAAGAGCCCCCGGCCCGCCUGUGCACCGGUGGCGGAAGAGUUUUUGGCCCUGCCCUUCGCCCGCCUGCCCCGCCCGCGCCCAGGCUGCGCUCCGUCCUUACAAACAAAACGCGCGCAGCAGCUUUCCUCGUGGUUGGCUCCCAGCGGCGCGGUGGCGGCAUUUCUUUUUUUUCGGUGUUUUUCGUCUUUGAAACUGUACAGGACAGGACAGCUUCUACUUUUGCGCGCGCACUCGCCAAUGGUUAGCAAAAAAGCAAAAAGCUGCUCGCGUUGCGCGCGUUCCCCUAACUGUGAACCUCUUUGUAGCUGGUUCGGUUGUGCAUUGUGGUUUUGCACGGCCGACAGCAAGGGCCGGCGGGCUUGUUGUACUCGUGCGCAUUCCCGGGCCUUGCAGAGCAAAGACUGACCUUGCUCCGCACACGAGCAGCGCGCGCAGCGUCCUCCCUUCCUUUGCUUCGACGGCGUUGCGUGUCCCAUUCCUGCACCGUCGCGCCGGCUUUUUUUAUUUCGCGCGCGCGCCGCGCCUGCUCUGCCCGUCGUUGCUUCGCGCCGACGGCCUUGCUGCGCCUUCGUACGUUCGCGGACCUUUAAAAUUGCCUCCGCGCGCGCGCAGCACGUGCUCCGUUCCUCGCUGUUUCGCGCCGACGGCUUUGCGCUUUGUUUUUUUUCACGGGCGCACGGCAAAAAAAAAAAAAUUGUCGCGCGCGUGCCGCACGCGUCCCACCCUUCGCUGCGUCGCGCCGGUGCCCUUGCGCUUUCUUCCAUCAUUGGCGGCCGGCCAAAAAAAUUCUUGCGCGCGCGCUGCGCGCGCUCCACCCUUCGCUUUUUCGUGCCAGCGCCCUUGCAGUUUGUUGCCUGAGCGGGUACCCGACAAAAAUUUUUUGCGCGCACGCCCCACCCUUCUCUGCUUCGCGUCAGCGGCCUUGCGGUUUGUUGCCUGCGCGGGUACCAGACAAAAUUUUUUUGCGCGCGCGCCCCACGUUUCUCUGCUUCGCGCCAGCACCCCUGCAUUUUCUCGCACGGGGGCCCGACAAAAUUUUUUUUCGCGUAUCCUUUGCUGCUUCCCGCCAGCGCCCUUGCAGUUUCUUACAAGGGUAGCCGAUGAAAAUUUUUCUCGCGCGCGCGCAGCGCGCGCGCUAUUUUCCGUUGCACCGCGCCAGCGUCCUUGCACUUUCUUGCACGGGUGGCCGACAAAAAAAUUUUUCGGGCGCGCGCUGCAUCCUUCGCUGCGUCGCGCUACCGCCCGCGCAGUUUCGAUCGUGCAAGGAUAGCCGACAAAAAAUUUCCUGGCGCGCGCGGUGCGCGCGCUUCAGCCUUCGCUGCCUCGCGCCGACGGUCCGGCGGUUUCUAUCUUGCGCGGGCGACCAAGAGUAAAAAUUUUCUUUCCCGCGCGCGCUGCGCGCGCCGCUUCCUUCGGUGCUUCGCGCCAACGCCCUGGUGGUUUCUAUCUUGCUUGGACGGGCGACCAAAAAAAAAUUCUUCCACGCGCGCGCUGCGCGCGCGCCGUUCUUUGUUGCUUCGCCCCAACGCCCUGAAGGUUUCUACCUUGCACGGGUGGCCGGCGAGCCGCGAAAAUUUUCUCUCGCGCGCGCGCUGCGCGCGCUCCAAGCUGCCUUGCCUCAGGGUAACGCCGUCGGCUUUUCUCGCACGCGCGGGGGGGUGGCUGACAGAAAGUUUGUUCGCGCGCGCUUCGCGCACUGCUCCAUCCUGUGCUGCUUCGCGCCGGCGCCCCCGCAGUUUGUUUCUAUCUCGCACAGGCGACCGACAAAUUUUUUUUUUUGGCGCGCGCCUGCGCGCGCUCCAUCCUCGGCUUCGCUAGCGCCCUUCUAGUUUCUUGAAUGGGUGGCCGAUGCAAUUUUUUUUCGCCCGCGUGCCGCGCCCGUGCCCUUCUUCCUCACUGCCCUACGCCGAAGGCCGUACGCGUUCGCUCGCGCGCGGCUGGCCGGUGAAAAUCUCUUUCGCGGGCGGGCGUUGUGGAUUCUUGGGUGUGGGUAUUUGGCGUGCUGUGUUCGGGCUACCCCGGGUCGUGGGUCCCCGGGGUUGUUCCCGAGUUGCUAUCUCGGUGCGCGGAGUGCCGGCCGCCGCCAGUUGCAGGGGGGCCCGCUGUUCCGGUCGUUGGGAAGGGCCCGCCUUGGUGGGGUGCCCUUGAUGAAAUCGCGCCAGAUGAUUGAACAGCCCGGGGCUUCGCUCGCUGCCCUUGCAAUCUCGCUGAAGUUGCUGGGGGGCGGCCUCUCUUUCAAGUUGCACGUAGCUCCUGAGCGGCUGCCGGGCGCCUGGCCCUUGGGGAUCAGCUUUUCUUGCGCGACUUGCCUGGCGCGAUUUGUGUUUCGUUUGAGGCCGGUUCUAGGUGGUCGUGGGGGUGGUUUGCCUUUAAGGUCGCUCCGGAGCGGGUGCGGGGUGGGACGACUUGCCGUUAAAGCGGUCGAGGGACGACUUGCUUUUCGUUGCGGCUCCGCACCGGCCACACCGGACGAAAUGGCCGCAAAAUUGCGGCCGCUGCCGUUCUUCGGGCUUUAUAGGCCAGUGCGCGUGUGAGAUUGCAUCGGGCAAAUCGCCCUCGAGCGCGGCGCCAACAUAGUCGGCACGGCGCCCUUGCGCUUGCGUCUGCGUCGGGCCGCAUAGGGCAGUGCGCCCGCCCGUGAAGGUGCGGCCUGGGCCGCAAAGGGCGCCCCGCCCCUGGCAUUGCACUGCGCCCGGGCGUCCAAGGGCGAUGAGUCCCGCUUUUGUGGUUUUCUGGCGGGCUAUGAGAAUCUCCUUGGCAAGGAGAUUCUCCCACGUUCGGGGAGAAUCUCCUUGUCAAGGAGAUUCUCCAUGGAAGAAGAAGAGCGUGACGGCAGGAGGGAAUGAAGGAAAUAGAAGGAAAAUGAAGGAAAAAGAAGUAAAUAGAGGAAAAAGAAGCACAUGAAGGAAAAAAAAAGAAAGAAGAAAAAAGAAAAAAGAGAAGAAAAAGGAAGAGGAGGGGGAGGAGGGGAGGAGAUUCUCCUGGGGGUCCAGGAGAAUCUCCGUGGGCCAAGGAGAUUCUCCGAGUCCUUGAAGUUUCCCCUUCACCGAUUUGCAUUUGUAUUUUUUUCCCGCGACAGGACGAGAAAAGUAUCGCGCGAAGCCUUCUAGUCCUGUACUUAUUUGGAAAAAAGAGGCUUGAAAGAUCAUUCAUGGGUCGUCUAGUGCAGUGCGUUAUUGACGAACGCACCUGCCUUGCAUUUUCUGCGUCACCGAUUUGGUUUUGGAGUUUCAACCACACAGUUUUUUUCUUGCAUACCGUGGGGGCGGCUGCUACCCGGAGCAGAUGGCCAUGAACGAGGCGUUACUGGAGCUGGCCGCCCUGGAGACCGGGAUCCCCUACAACUCUGAGUGCUUGAAGUACAUCUUCGGGAUGCCGGGAGAGAACGGGGUCUUUGGCUGCCAGUUCAACACGCACAUCACCUGUUUUCGCCACUUUCUGGAAACCCUCGCGGGCCCGUUCGGGCAGAGACGCACGAGGAAGGUGUUUUUCCUCAAUCCGAGGUUGGUAGACCUAAAUUUCCGCCUAUCCAAAAGAAAAACUCAACACUUUUUAGUUCUCGUGUAAAGUAGUAUCACUCUGGGAUGCUGCAGGUGAACUUGAACACGCAACACACCCUGCACAGGCUUGGGCUACAACCCGGUCGGCAAGAGAUAUGCGCUCGAUCUAAAAACUCAUGAUGUACAGCACUUCGUAUCUAUCGUGCUGAUGAAUGCCAAUGCGCGUGGUGGUCACAGACACAGGGCAGUCUCUUCGUCCUCGUGUGCUAGAUUACUAUAUUUACGUACGGCACGGGCGCGCCCGGCCUCGCAAUUGUGAGUUUUUUCUGUCAUCAACCUGUGGGGCAGAUGCAUUGUCAUGCUUGUAGCAUAAGAAAUACAAAUUAGAAAACUAUUACUACCCGACGAGCAGAGUUUUUGUCCUCGUGGAUAGCGCCCGUACGGGAAUGUGCCGAUGAACGAUACCAAACUUGUGCACGACGGUGAAAAAAACUCUCCCUUCCUGUGGCACUGGGUAAACUACGACCAGAAGAAGCCCUUCAUUCUGAAGCACAUGCUAGGGAUCGAGGACGAGAACAGUGAGGAAGCGCGCAGGGAGCUCGACGAGUAUGCCAUUGUCGACGAGGGGACGGCGAAGCGCCAUUUUAUCGCCUCCCCGCAGUGGUGUCAGCGGGUAAUACGCGGCCCACUAAGUAGUAGAAAAACGGCAAGAGAUGACCAGCAAGGCGUCGGUAGAAGAAGUCCUACUUCGUCGAGCGGCCAGGACAGCGAGGACGCAGUUGUGUCAUCGGUAGAGGACGGGACUGGUGAGUUGGCGAAAACUCCGGGGGAUUCGCCCGAACUAGACCUCGAACCUGAUGAACCCCCAGACGUAGAUACCUGUACUUUUGGCAGUCCAGAGCCCGUCUGCCAACAUCUACCGCAUCAGUACAUUUCGCAGUGUUGAUAGAAGAUGCACAUUCAAUUUCAUCAAGAUGAUGCCCAGCAAGAUGAACAUGCUGAAGCUUCGAGCAGUGAGAAACGUGUGGCACCCUUUUCGUACGCUCUUUCUCUCGUGCUGAUCCGAUGGAAGCUAGGGAUGAAACUAGUUUCUACAGUGUAAAAAAUGAUUCUGUCUUCAUCUGCGCAGUGAUCGCACCAAAAUGAUCGUCUCAGCUAAAAGGCCGUAUUUCUCGGACAAAAUGGAUCCUGCCACGACCAAAACCGUUCCGGUCAACAUGCUUUUCGCUUGUGCAUUCGAACUUGUAAUGUAGAAAUCAGCGUAUGCGUUGUAAUAGGAGAAAAGUACACAACUAAGAGGCGAACACAGAAC
Molecule: messenger RNA, 9357 nt
Organism: Amoebophrya sp. A120
Lineage: Eukaryota; Dinophyceae; Syndiniales; Amoebophryaceae
Source: the annotation of a GenBank genome assembly